AUGGCGUCCAAAUUUCUCUACGAUACAACCGAGCAAGGUGUUCCGGACAAACCAAGGAAGAAGGCUCAUUUCCUCAUUACCAUAGCUUUACAGUCCCUGAGUCUCUUAUGGAUUGCACCCGUCGUGGCAGUUCUCGUUCUCAAUUUUCAUGGAUGGAUCAUUGGCGCGAGUCUUGCAUGUGGCAUUAGAGGUUGUAAUGUGGGUUAUGGGGACUCAAAUGAGCUGCAGCGGUUCAGCGAUCAGGACCAGAACAUUCAAUCCGCCUUCCAGCUGGUCGCCAAAGCGGUAGAAAUCUGGUUUGGAGUCAUCGCCGGCAGUCUGGUGUAUGAUGUGACCAUGCACCUAUUUUCGACACGAGAUGGCCUGCCUCUAUCUUACCUGAGUCUUCCUCUGUCUCUUUCACCCGGUACGCUCCUAGAGACGUCUUUCUGGACCAACACGCGUCCAACGAGGUCUGAAAGCUGGACCAAGUGGUCGAAGUGGAUACCAGGGCUCUUCGCUCUCUUUAUUGUGGUGAUGUUGAUAGUCAGCACCUUGAUGGGCCCGGCAACUGCUGUACUUCUUAUUCCGACAUUGGGGUGGAAGACUGUUCCACAGGAUCGGACUCUGGCACUCUCUCGGAUCAAUUCGGCGGACGGCCCCUCGGCAAAGAAUACUUUACUACUAAACGAGUGUUCUGCUAGCCAGAUCGCUGAGGGUCUCUACUCAUGUAGUCCAUCCCGUCCAGUUCUGGACCUUUUGUUCCAGAACACCGUGGUCAACAAAGAUGGAGCUCCCCCUGUAAUGACUUACGCGAAUCUACCGUACUUAAUCAACACCACCGAUUUGACUGGUUUGACCUUAUACGCUCCAAAUGGACAUGCGUUGGAUGCGCUGUCCAAUGAUUGGACUGACUGGUAUAUGUCGGUAUCGUCGGGUCCUGACUAUGAAAUGGUUAGCUAUCUUGAUAGUCUGACAGAAUCAGACUGGAAACUUAUGCGAAAUGCUCGCCAAACUCAGCUCUUGCGUACAGCGCCAGCCUCCCAGGCAUUGUCUAUUUGUCAAUCAAAUACGACCUCAAUCGUCCACGUUGGCAAUGACAUGGCCGUCCAUUGCUACAACAUCCCUAACCCGGAUUACUACAACGGCAUUCGUCCUUUCGAAACGACUACUCCGUUACCCAUUAGCGACCCGGAGAGUUCUGUUAGCACGAAAUGCAUUCGUGUUGGAUCUGGCUGGGGCGGAAGUGCCAAUCAUUCGGCAUUCUCAAUUUCUGCUGAUGCAAACUCGUCCACGACAAUGCAAGUCGAUGUUUAUUCGGCCGAUCGAGCUAUCCUUCUCAACACCACAACCUACGGCUGUCUCAACGGCGCCAACUGUGAUUGGAAUUCCUUAUUUGCUGAGGAGCCAGAUCCGGCGUUUCGAAACCAGACCAUCAAUUUACAGGUCACCGAGUACAAUUUGACCGGCUACCCAACUGCGUACUGCUUCACCUCCGCCUUUGCACGGGUGCCAACGUAUUCAUAUAUCCCUACAAAUCCAUCUAACCCUUCAGCGGCGAGUCCGAUUACAAUGGACGAUUCUCAAUUCGGCGGUAUUGAUUCCUAUGUCCAUGAAGAUCCGAUGAUUUUGAAUCCGAAUUGGAUGCUGCUCGCAUGGAGUGUUGAUAUAAAUGGCACCGUACCUCACAAUAGUAGUGCAGCCAACAUCCUGGUAUCAACAUACCAAAAGAUCAGCCCUUUUGUCGAAGGUCUGUCCAGUAUUCACAAUCUGGCCGUUUCUCGGAGCCUGUUCUUUUUGCAAUACUCCGCCGUGAAUGCCACUAGUACUUCCCUGAACUACACAACCAACCCUAUCUUAGACCGUCGAAUCUCCGUCUACGUUUGGUCGUACGGGUUGCAGUCACGCACAUCCAAACUAGCUGCCGUUUUCGCUAUUUUUGGCUGUCUCAUUGUUCUUGUCAAGUUCGCUGUCGGGUUGGUUAUUCAGCCUGACCAGCGCUCCUUUCUCGAUAUGCUCGUGGGUGCUCUCGGACAAGCGCCUCCACAGGACGUUAUUGGUAUUUCUGAGAUGACUGCAAACGACGUUGCAAAACGGAGAGUCCAAAUAGGGGGGGAGAAGUGGGCCAAGUUCAAAUUCGUGCAUCUCGACUAA
This is a messenger RNA of Talaromyces marneffei, 2133 nucleotides long. RefSeq lists its product as uncharacterized. The transcript has a single exon. The coding region runs from base 1 to 2133 and encodes 710 amino acids. Lineage: Eukaryota; Fungi; Ascomycota; Eurotiomycetes; Eurotiales; Trichocomaceae. The record is from RefSeq and is a predicted model, not a curated record.